UAAUUUAAACCAAAUAUAGUAAUUUAGCCAUGAUCCUCUCUCCAAGAUACACUCGUACAGUCAGACAUUCUCGGACCUCCAUUUUCCUUUUCGAUCACAUUUACAUCUCCAGACAAAAGCUUCGUUCAAACUCGAAAAAAAUCCCCUUUCUCCUCAAUUUUUGAUCUUACCAUGAACAAACCCUAGUUUCGUACUUUCGAAAUCGUCAAAUUCAAAUUCAAUUACUAAUUUUUCUCUCAUAAUUGAGCCCCAAAGAUUUUCGCAGUUACCGAAACCCUAAAAUCUUUUCAUUUCAAUCUUCUUGAUUUCCUUACAAUCUUCUUUCGUACUUUCUUUUUGGUACAGAUCUGAAAUCCUUUCUAGUCGUUUUACGGAGUAGUUCGUGAUACUGAUAGUGGCACUUUUUUUGGACGUGCACUAUUCUUCUUCGAAUUCUCAAAAUUUGUACUGUAUAUAUAUAAAUUCUAGGUUUUCUGGUAUUUCGUUUGUCUAGGGUUAGAUUUUGCGAUUUAGGGUGUUUCAAUUGUUUUCGAAGAUGAAUGACAACGUUAGAGGUCGUUUUCCGCCAGGAAUGGGCAGAGGAAGAGGCGGAUUAGGCGUAGAUGUAGGUGGUCUAGGUGGUGGUGGGCGCGGUGGGGGAGGCGGCGGUGGUGGGAUGGGUGGAAACCCUAACUUUCAAGGUGGGAAUUUUCAGCAGCAGCAGCAUUACGUGCAAAGGGGGUAUAACAACAAUAUGCAAAAUCAUCACCAACAACAGCAUCAAUUUCAGCGUCAGCAACAGCAACAACAACAUGAACAACAUUUUCAGCAUCAUCAGCAGCAGCUGCAGCAGCACAAGCAGCAACAACAGCACCAACAGCAGCAGCAGCAGCAACAACAACAACAGCAAUGGCUUAGGAGGAAUCAGUUAGGGGGUACAACAGAGACCAACGUCGAGGAGGUCGAGAAAACAGUGCAGUCUGAAGGGAUUGACUCGAGUUCACAAGAUUGGAAGAUAGGGUUGAAGCCACCGCCACAAGACACACGCUUUAGAACAGAGGAUGUGACGGCCACUAAAGGGAACGAAUUUGAAGACUAUUUUCUGAAGCGUGAGUUACUGAUGGGUAUAUACGAGAAGGGUUUCGAAAGGCCAUCCCCUAUUCAGGAAGAAAGUAUUCCAAUUGCGCUCACUGGUAGUGAUAUUCUAGCCAGAGCGAAGAACGGGACAGGAAAAACUGCUGCUUUCUGUGUUCCUGCUUUGGAAAAAAUCGAUCAAGAUAACAAUGUUAUUCAAGUUGUCAUACUUGUUCCUACAAGGGAAUUGGCACUCCAGACAUCACAGGUUUGUAAAGAGCUUGGAAAGCAUCUGAAAAUUCAAGUUAUGGUUACCACUGGUGGAACCAGUUUGAAGGAUGAUAUUAUGAGAUUGCAUCAGCCAGUCCAUUUACUUGUGGGAACUCCUGGACGAAUUUUAGAUCUUGCAAAGAAAGGAAUUUGUGUUUUGAAAGACUGUUCGAUGCUUGUAAUGGAUGAGGCUGAUAAGCUUUUGUCUCCGGAAUUUCAACCAUCUAUAGAGCAGCUUAUCCAAUUUAUGCCAACAAGUCGUCAGAUUUUAAUGUUUUCAGCUACAUUUCCUGUCACUGUUAAAGAUUUCAAAGAUAGAUAUCUACAUAAGCCUUAUGUUAUCAACUUGAUGGACGAGCUUACCCUGAAGGGUAUAACACAAUUCUAUGCUUUUGUUGAAGAAAGACAAAAAGUCCACUGCCUGAACACCCUUUUCUCCAAGCUUCAAAUCAACCAGUCAAUUAUUUUUUGCAAUUCGGUGAAUCGUGUUGAGUUGCUAGCUAAGAAGAUAACAGAGCUUGGGUAUUCUUGCUUUUACAUUCAUGCCAAGAUGCUGCAAGAUCACCGUAACAGAGUUUUCCAUGAUUUUCGUAAUGGGGCGUGUCGUAAUCUUGUGUGCACUGAUUUAUUUACUAGGGGAAUAGACAUUCAGGCCGUCAAUGUUGUUAUCAAUUUCGACUUCCCAAAGAACGCUGAAACCUAUCUUCAUAGGGUUGGUCGAUCAGGAAGGUUUGGCCAUCUUGGUUUAGCUGUGAAUUUGAUCACUUAUGAAGACCGUUUUAACUUGUAUAAGAUUGAGCAAGAACUUGGAACUGAAAUAAAGCAGAUUCCUCCGUUUAUAGAUCAAACUAUCUACUGUCGUUAAAUAGUUCAGUUUGAUUGAUGCUGUACUCCAUGGGUGAAUAGUUGCUGAUCAUGGUAUGGGAUCAAGAUCGGAUUUGCCCAGCUCAGCAUCAGCUUUAGACUUUGGGUGGGAUGAUAUCUAGUUCUUCUGUCAAGUGAAUGUGUUGUGAAGAUCUUCAUGGAAUGUUCCCUAUACUUCUAACUAGUAGUAUUGUGUAGGAUGGAGAUAUUUUCAGGAUUAAUUAUUUAUGAAAGUUUAGUUAGGACAUUGCUCUGGGGUUAGGUGCCUGCAUUUACUGGCUGGAAGGAUGUUUCAUCCCUCCUCUGUCUGAUUUCCAUGAACAACCUAUUAGCUUGUGUCCUAUCCGUUUGUGGCACGGUGUUUGAAUUUCUGGAUGUUGCUCGUCUUUUGUUGUUGCAGAAAAUAAACUACUACUCCAUAUUCCAUCCUGGUGGAGUUUUCA
Spinacia oleracea (spinach) is the source of this 2630-nucleotide messenger RNA. Its product is annotated as DEAD-box ATP-dependent RNA helicase 8. The record is from RefSeq and is a predicted model, not a curated record. The transcript has 10 exons. Gene Ontology annotation, molecular function: nucleic acid binding; ATP binding; RNA helicase activity. Bases 536 to 2188 code for a protein of 550 amino acids. Lineage: Eukaryota; Viridiplantae; Streptophyta; Magnoliopsida; Caryophyllales; Amaranthaceae.